Spodoptera exigua (beet armyworm) is the source of this 9290-nucleotide messenger RNA. NCBI's taxonomy places the organism in Eukaryota, Metazoa, Arthropoda, Insecta, Lepidoptera, Noctuidae. The record is from the annotation of a GenBank genome assembly.
AUGUCACCGUCUCAUCGGCGACGUUUCAACGCGAGCUCAGUUGGAACACGCCGAGCCACUAGGGCGCCGCCCCGUGACGUCAUCGCCUCGCCCGUAGCCCAUUCGGCCCUUAAUAUAGGAAAACAACCAAAGACCUUUGCGUUCGACCACUGCUUUUACUCCCUGGACCCAUCCCUGCCUCACUUUGCCUCUCAGAAGACAGUUUUCGAAUGUCUUGGCAGGGAUAUACUCGACAAUGCCUUCGACGGAUACAACGCCUGUAUCUUUGCGUAUGGACAAACAGGUUCAGGGAAGUCCUACACGAUGAUGGGCUCGCCGGGGGCUGAUGAAGGUGGCAUCAUCCCACGGUUAUGCGACUCUUUGUUCGAGAGGAUCAAAGUACAACAGUCACCACCAGCACUCACCUACAAGGUCGAAGUGUCAUACAUGGAAAUAUACAACGAACGAGUGCACGACCUGCUAGAUCCGGAGACGACGAGGCGAUCACUGCGCGUGCGCGAGCAUGCAGUGCUAGGACCUUACGUCGACGGGCUCUCGCAGCUAGCUGUUACUUCAUUUCAGGACAUCGACAACCUAAUGACAGAAGGCAACAAAUCGCGAACAGUAGCAGCGACGAACAUGAACAGCGAGUCAUCGCGGUCACACGCAGUGUUUAGCGUCGUCCUAACUCAAACUCUGACUGACGCUGCGACUGGUGUGUCUGGUGAGAAAGUCGCACGUCUGUCGCUCGUCGACCUGGCUGGUUCCGAGCGAGCCGUCAAGACCGGCGCUGUGGGCGACAGGCUGAAGGAAGGCUCCAAUAUUAACAAAUCCCUCACAACACUCGGUCUAGUAAUAUCUAAGUUAGCAGAUCAGUCAUCUGGCACAAAGAACAAAGAUAAAUUCGUGCCGUACAGAGACUCCGUGCUCACGUGGCUGCUCAAAGACAACCUCGGAGGGAACAGCAAGACUGUUAUGGUCGCUACAAUAUCACCAGCUGCAGAUAAUUACGAAGAAACGCUAUCGACUCUCCGAUACGCCGACCGAGCGAAACGCAUCGUCAACCACGCUGUUGUGAACGAGGACCCGAAUGCGCGUAUCAUUCGGGAACUACGCCAGGAAGUGGAGACUCUCAAGGAGAUGCUAAAGUAUGCCACGGGUUCCCCUGUGGGUGAAGAAGUACACGAGAAACUGGCACAAAGCGAGCACCUCAUGAAGGAAAUGUCACGGACUUGGGAAGAGAAGCUGGUUGAAACUGGUCGAAUACAAAGCGAACGACAGCAGGCGCUAGAAAAGAUGGGGAUCAGCGUGCAAGCGAGUGGUAUCAAAGUGGAGAAGAACAAAUAUUACUUAGUCAACCUCAAUGCGGACCCUUCGCUCAACGAAUUACUUGUAUACUACCUAAAGGAUCGCACGUUGGUAGGAGGAUCAAGUUCAGCAGACAUCCAGCUCUCCGGUCUCGGUAUUCAACCUGAACAUUGUCAACUACUUGUUGAGGGCGGAGGCCUACACAUGGAGCCUCUCGGUGCUGCGCGAUGCUUCGUCAACGGCACUCCCGUGGUCUCUCGAGUCAGGCUCGGACAUGCCGACAGAAUACUUUGGGGAAAUCAUCAUUUCUUCAGAGUCAACUGUCCUAAGGCUACCGAACAAGAUUCUGGUUACUCCACAGCGACGGCAUCCGAACCACAAACUCCUGCGCAACCGAUCGACUAUAACUUCGCACGUGAUGAGAUUAUGCUGAAUGAACUUAGCAACGAUCCGAUACAGACUGCAAUAUCCAGGCUUGAGAAACAACACGAAGAGGAUAAACAAGUGGCGCUAGAAAAACAACGGCAAGAAUACGAGCGACAGUUCCAACAGCUUAGAAAUAUUCUGUCGCCUUCUACACCAUAUCCGCCAUACGCGUAUGAUCCACUCAAAUUAGGUAAAAUGACAGCUUGUACUCCAACCACAGCGGCCCGCGUAGAGCGCUGGGCGGCCGAACGUGACGAUACAUUCAAGCGCUCACUGGGCCGACUCAAAGCUGACAUACUGAGAGCCAACGCACUCGUACAGGAAGCUAACUUCUUGGCUGAAGAGAUGAGGCGGAACACUCGGUUCAGCGUUACGCUACAAAUACCACCGCAGAAUCUUAGUCCUAACAGAAAGCGCGGCGCGUUCGUAUCAGAGCCAGCGAUAAUGGUGAGACGUCCGGGACGAAGCGGUCAAGUGUGGUCGAUGGAGAAGUUGGACAACAAGUUGGUCGACAUGCGCGACAUGUACGACGACUGGCGACGCAGGCAACAACGGGGCGACGAGGUCAUCGAAGAGGUACGCCUGCCCAGCGGAGACGGCGAACAAGCAGAGACAGCAAUAGACCCCUUCUAUGAAUCGCAAGAGAAUCACAAUUUGAUUGGAGUAGCGAACGUGUUCUUAGAGGCUUUGUUCCAUGACGUGACGCUGGACUACCACACGCCCAUCAUCAGCCAGCAGGGAGAGGUCGCUGGGAGGUUACAGGUGGAAAUAAGUCGAGUAGCAGGCCAAUUUCCUCAGGACAGAAUAUGUGAAGCUGCUUCAGACAGUUCCGGUGAUAUGAGGGAUGAUGAUGACCCUGCUGAUUCGGCGACGCAACAGGUGACCAUCCGAGUAUCAAUAAAGCAAGCGACGGGGUUGCCGCCGUCGCUGUCCCACUUCGUGUUCUGCCAGUACUCGCUGGGGGCGGGGGAGCCCGUCGUGGUCCCGCCCGUCGUGUCGGCGGACACGCCCCCCGCCGCGCCGCCCGCGCCGCCCCUCUCCCCGCGACACCAGUCACUCGUCACAUUCCGCUUCGACCAUAAGAAGGACUUCACCAUUCCCUUAACUGAAGAGUUCAUCGAACAUUGUGCUGAGGGUGCGCUGUCAAUCGAAGUAUGGGGUCAUCGCUCGGCCGGGUUCAGCCGCGCGCGCGGGAACUGGGAAGUGGAACAACAACAGUUGGCUAAGGCGCGCUCGCUGGCCGACAGGUGGACUGAACUCACGAGGAAGAUAGAACUCUGGGUCGAAAUACACGAGUUGAACGACAAUGGAGAGUACGCGCCCGUCGAGGUGGUGCAGCGUAACGACGUAUGGACGGGCGGCGUGUACCAAGUGCGGCAGGGCCAGCAGAGACGUAUCGCAGUCCGCGUGCGGCCCGCGCUCAACUCCGGGACGCUGCCCCUCGUCUGCCAGCAGAUACUCAGCAUCGAGGUCGGCUCCGUCAGUGUCAGAUCACGCCUACAAAUGCCAUUGGACUCUUACCAAGAUGAAGAUCUAGCGGUUCUACGCGAGAGGUGGAGCGACGCACUGUUCCGUAGACGGCAGCAUUUACAUGCACAGUUACAGAAACUCGUGAACAUGUCGCCGUCGAUGAAGAGUGAGCGUGACAACGAACGGGAACAGUCUCUCGUCGAACAGUGGGUCUCACUCACUGAAGAAAGAAAUGCUGUUUUAGUUCCCAGUCCGGGCAGCCCAAUACCCGGAGCGCCGGCCGCCUGGGUCCCACCGUUGGGAAUGGAACACCACAUACCUGUACUGUUCUUAGAUCUCAAUGCGGAUGACCUAACAACUCACCCGAGUGGCGAAGAAGUAACGGUAGCUGGGUUACACUCGAUCCUGCCCAAGGAGCACGGCAACAAGUUCUACGAGCUACAGAUACUCCACCACCACGACAAAGAUGUCUCUGCCGUCGCAUCAUGGGACUCCUCCAUACACGACUCACAGUACCUUAACCGUAUUACUGAAGCAAACGAACGCGUAUACCUGAUUCUGAAGACCACAGUAAGGUUGUCGCACCCCGCCCCCAUGGAUCUCAUACUUAGGAAACGUUUAGGGUUGAACAUAUACAAGCGACAGAGCCUUACCGACAGGAUACGCAAGAAGAUUGUCAGGACGGACCAGUUGACGCAGACCGGAGUGACGUACGAGGUGGUUUCCAACAUACCGAAGGCCUCCGAAGAGUUGGAAGAAAGGGAGAGCCUCGCGCAGAUCGCUGCUACCGGGGAGGAAGCCAGUGCUGCUGAUGGAGAGACUUAUAUUGAAAAAUACACUCGCGGUGUAAGUGCAGUGGAAAGUAUACUGACCUUGGACCGGCUCCGACAGAGCGUCGCCGUCAAAGAGCUAGAGCAGGCGCGGGGACAACCAAUCACCAUGCGCAAGACCGCCUCCGUACCCAACUUCUCACAGUUGAUGCGACUGGACUCGUCAUUCGAGUCCCUGGCCGGGCUGGCGUCAGGGCGCGCCGGCAGUAUGGCGGACCUGGCCGAGGACACCCCGCGCCGCUCCGUGCACCGACACUCAUACGCGGCCCCGUCACACAACGACCCCGAGAUACCAACACCCACCAAACCAUUUGGACUCGCGUCUCCGGCGAGUGGCAAGCUUGGAUUGCGUAUGACGACGCUUCACGAAGAACCAGGCAGAAGGAACGAUGAGGACUCGCAUUCGGAACCAGAAUCGGCACCUGUUGAUGAGCUUACUACCCCACGGUCACAUCGCACACGCAACCGCGCAACAUCCCGUGGCUUCUUACCAACAUCGAAGACGUUAGAUUCGCUCCAUGAGCUGGCGUGUGAACGAGUGCCCAACAAGAACUCCCCUUCAAUAUCAUCCAGUGGCUAUGGUUCACAAGCAGUAUCAUCCACAAACCUGACGAACGACGACACACUUUCAAUCCGAAGCAUGUCAGUUGACGAGACACCAGAUUUCGACAAAACAAUGGACUACACACACAUCAGUAGAACCAAGAAUUCGAUGGCUGGCCUUCGGAAUGAAAUCACGGAACUGCGAAACGAUAUCAAUGACCUGAAGAAUGACAUCGUGGAGUCUAAACACGAGUUGGACGAUUCUAUGUUUGAAAAGGCUAAGACGCCAGUACUUACGCCUGGUUCUAGGAAUCGUAUCAAUCCGUUCUUAAGGGAUUGCGAGGAUGCUGUUAAAGAUGACUCCAAGAACCAAAUGGUGGAUCCCCUGGGAGCCCUGCCUGUUGAGAGUGCGGUGUUGUCCAGUAGCAAGAGCGUUGAGAACUCUCAAGUCAAUGGUGAUGUAACCCACGAUUCGACGAAUGAUGUUUCACACGACAACUCGCAGGAUACGUCGUUUGGUGAAGCCGAAAUAGAAUCGGUGAGCUCUGAACAAUCAAGUCACGAUGCUGAGCGAAGCCGGGAAGCGUCGUCUGUCGGCGAGAGUGACUCGGCCUCUACCGGACCUGACCAACCUGUUGUUAAAACGCAACUGCCAGCCGGCAAGGUGGUACGGCGUCGCGCGGGCGGUAGCGCGCGCAAUGCGUCGCGCGCGUCCUUCCCCAGCGCGCGGCCGCGCUCUGCGCACGAACCCGGCCUGCAUCAUACGCCCGCCUCCUCUACUGAACGCAUCGGAGACGAGGAGCCGUCGGAGUGUGGAGUGGUGCAGGCGUGGAUGUGCGUGGGGGAGAGCGUACAGCUGCGCCUCAGCAGCAGUACGGGCGUCAUCGCGUACGCAGGCCCCACGCACUUCGCCCCCGGCACCUGGAUCGGGAUCGAACUCGACGCGCCCACUGGUAAAAACGACGGUUCAGUAGGCGGGCAGCGCUACUUCGAGUGUCGGCCCCGGCACGGUAUCUUCGUGCGGCCCGACAAGAUCGUGCACGACCGCCGCGGACGUUCCGCGCGCGCCUUCCGGGAUAACGAGCUCAAACGCGCGCAGAGCAAGGGAGAAGGCCUACACAACUUACACAGAUCGCGGAGUCGCGGCGACAGCAUAAACGCCGUCGGCACCAAAACUAGGAAUAGCAAAUAGAGCAGUCCUCCCGCGACCCGCCCGCCUCGGCGUACAUCGCUCGCUCCACGAACCUCACUCACACAGGACGCGGACAAAGCCGGCAAUGUAUCGGACCGAAUUUAUAUUUACGUCCCACACUACUUGUAUCAUAGAAUCGCAUUUUUUGUUGCAGUCGUGUAACUCGUAUGGUGCUUAUAUGUAUUGUAGAUGUUUAUUUACUACCCUUGAAGCAAUAUUGUUCGCCUUCGUUUUUAUUGUGUCGGGAACAGAGUAGGGGAAACCAGUCUCUGUUUUAUUGACCGCGUCAAUAGAACGUGUAGACGUCGCAAUGUUUCCGGAUUGUUUUACUCUCGAUGUCCGAGAGGGCAGGACAUCGGCAGUCUGAGAACGCCCUGUGGAUCUAAGUACAGUUGACUGCACAAGUGAUAUAUCACCACGAAGUUAGCAACAAAUGUUAAAUAUAAAUGAAAAACGUAUUUUAAAUCACUGCCUCUAAUAACUUAAGAGGAUAAUCACGUUUUGUCAUAAUAAUUAAUCAAAUUUAUAGCAAUAUUAUAGUCAAAUAUACUAUAAAUUAAGUGUCAUCUGUAUAUAACCGUUGGUGUUAAUUUUAUAAUAUAUAACACUUUUGUAGUUGACUGUGCUAGUCGUUAUGUUUUAUCGUAUGGAUUAAAUGAAAUUAUUUUUAAAUAUUUGUAAAUAAUAUUAUGGAAUUACAAUGUGAUUUAAUUUUAUCAUUUUUGGAAAUCAUGUAAAUAUGUGGAUUUGUGUGUGUAUUAUUAUUUUAAUGAUCAUCGGUGAUUGAAUAAUUUUUAUUAAGUUAUUUGUAUAAAUUCUUUGUAAUGUAUAGUUUGUGGUGAUAGAUGUUACGAUACUGUAUACCUAUUUAUCUAUGUCUAUAUCAUCGACCACUGUAUCUGCUUACCCUCGUGUGACCGCACAGUUUUAUAUUCUGCACAGGGAAUAUAACGUCUGUGAUUUUGACAUUUUACUGUUUCUCUUCACUGUUGCAUUUUAUGACGUUUUUAACUUAGGGUGAAGUGUUCGAUUCUUGUCCGCGUUUUAGGGUGUCGCCAAACUUAAUUAAGUAAUUUCGAAACUACUUUCGAUACCGUGUCUUAUGUACCAGUAAAUAGCGUUCGUAAUUGUAUGCUUCACCCUAUCUCUUAUUAUAAUAUUCUAACCUAUUACUGCAUAGUGCUCACGUGCAUUUUGUGUUCGACACACGAUUGCCAGUUUCGAUUGUGAAAGUAUCUUGCCACCUAACUAUUUAAAAAUCUUAUUUUUUUAUGUCGACGCCUGCUUUUGCCCCUUUUAUUUAAAGGUGUAUCUCAAGUAGUUUAUGAAAUCGUCCAAUAUUACAUCUUCGUCCUUGUAAAAGACUUUGUACUUAGUACACUAACCAGUGACGGAUAAAUCAAGUCCAGACAAUGACGCUCCGUUGUACGGCGCAAGCGGUGAGCGAACCGAGCAAUCUAUACUGCCAUUGUAACGCUUCUAAUUCGAUAAAACACUACUAGUGAUCCUUUCUAAUAUUUCAUUUUUAAUAUCGAUUAAGUGCCGGCCGACACUUUUGUGGCGGCGACGCUCUCUUGCCAAGUAGUCUGUCAGCUCUGACAGGUGUGACGUCAUAGAUUCACUCAUCUCUUGCGCCACACACACAUUUAUAUCGAUUAGGUUGUGUAUAUUCGAAAAUUUAUGUAAAUGUAGUCGUGAAUCGGCAUUCUGUAAAUUAAAUGUCACUUACUUAAAAAUUGUCCUCAAUUUAUUAUCUCCAUCCACGUUCGAACAAUAAAUCGAUGAGGUAUUCUAUCUGUAAAUUAGUGAAACAAAAUUCUUAAUCGAUGUUCUCUCCAUUAUAGUAAUACGAAGAGUAUAGUUUAAUUUUUGAAUAAAGCCUAAUUUGGAUAAUUUAUCAAGAUAUAUUGUAGCGGCAUAGUGCGCGUGUAAUCGUAUUAGGUAAUGUCCACAUUGUUCGCUCCGUGGUAAUACGGGGCUUCUUAGAUCACCUAAUGUAUAUUCCAUCCUCUUAGUAAAGUAAUCGUUCGUAAGUACACUAAAUGAGUACACAGAAUAGAGUAACACGCCUGGUUAUCUACUAGCGUUUGUAAGUCCCACUUUCAGCGUACAUUCAUAGUUCGCCACUUGCCUCCAUUCCUUGAGGGCAAUUCUGUGACGUCACAUCGUAGAACAUUCUAGUUCUCGUCACGCGUCGAAACGUAUCAUCGAAAGUGUUGUGUGUCGCCAUGCGUCGCUGAGUCGCAUUCCAACAUGUGGCGUCAACGAAUACCUCUGUAAACAUAUGUAUAUUUACAUUUAAAUGUAAGUAAGUUAUUCAUAUAAAAUGUUAUUCAAAAAUAUUAAAAACAGCUGUUUCAAAGUAUGCACUCGAGAAUUUAAUGCCAAUUUUAGUGGAGCCGCGAUUCCAUAGCGAGCGAGCCGUUCUAAAACUGUUAUCCGAUCUCACGGGACUCGUGUAUUGUUAAUGUUAAUGGUAUGACCCUAUUGGCGCCUCGCCAUGGGACAGCGGUUCAGAUAACUUGUAAGCAUUGACUGACAUCAUAUUUGUCACAUACAUAGAAUUAUGACGAUAAAAAUUUAUCGAAAGCUUAUUAGACUGUCGUACUUAAACAUUCCAUUUUUUCUAUACAUUUAUCGUUCUAGCAGACGUUCAGUAGUAUUUAUCAGUGAUUAGUUAGAAUUUUAACUACAGAAUGCGACUUGUAUGGCGUUUAUUUUGCAUUUUACGAUUUUUAACUUUGAAUGUAAAAGUAUUUACCAUUAUAAUAAAUAAAUCUGGCCCUAACUAGGACAGCUCAAUGUGUAGUCGACGUUAAAAAAUCUAAAAUGAAAUAUACGUAUUUUGAAAUAUAGUAGGAUGUGUCUUUGAAACUCUUGAUGUGCUUAUGUCCAGUAGUUUGGUAGAACACGGGCAAAGGACUGGCUGUCAAGCGGAGCAGGUACCACGCCUUGAAUGUGUCGGCUCGGGUCAGAUGUCUCGGAGUGUGCACUAGGGCUCCUAGGUUUAGGCAAAUAGUGACCUUAAAAGCAGCGUCUCGUAGGUCCUAAUUUAAUUUUUAGAAAUUAAGCUGACCAUGUGCUGUGCUUUUGUUUUAAACAAAUAGUAUUUAGGUAAAUGAAAUAAUUUGUUGUUUAAUAUUAUUUCAUAUUAGAAAAUUGUGUGUAUUAUUCGCAGUCAAUUCAAGAUAUCACACGCUUCUAAGAAUGUGAAUGUAAUAUUAUUAUUUUAUGAAAUGUGACUUGCAUGGAUUUUAUUUUAGCGUAGAUAAAGUUAAGUAAAUUAAUUUUGCCAGAAUUGGAAAUGUAAAAUAAAUAAAUGACAAAGUAAUGUAUGUAUUUCUAAUUCUUUUUGUGAUAAAUAGGCAGCUACUUUGUAGCAUAGAUGGUUGCAUCUUCAUUACUAUACACAUAAAGCAUAAUAAAGAGAUUUUAAUAUUUAAAUACAAAAAUAGUUCACUUCUAGUGGAAAUAUUUUUGCCAAGUAGCAAGUUCGAGUCAACCAUCGCUGUCAUUAUCAAUAAAUGUAUUAUAAAAUAUUU